AUGUCAACAGCCCGGUAUGAGGGAUACUCUCUCUACUUCUCGAUGGAUGCGGGUGAACUUAUCAUCAAGGCGCGAGCUGAGCGUCAAGUAUUACAGCUCAUUGCGCACGAGAAGCUAGCCGGAGACUUCCCGGAGACUUUAGUCUCUGGCUAUGCGCAUUGGCUUGAUUUGGAGAGCGGGACGCUCGAGUUCCGUCCAUUAGAGCAUGCAUGGGCCCCGCAAUCGACAGAGUGGCAUCUUUCAAUUGAUUCAAUUUCAGGAAAAAUAUCGUCCAUGACCUCAGGUCACCAAACAAUGGUUGACAUCAAUAGCCAGCUUUUCAAACGGGUGGCAGGUGUUCUCGGUGUAUUAGAUGCUCCUAGUCACAUCCAUAUCGUUCAGACGAGAAAAGGUGAUGAAAUAACAGUCGAGAUUCACUUGGUCAGGCUUCGACUGAAGUUUUUUAUAAACCAGGAUGGCGAUCUGGAGUCUCGGGAAUUUAAUGCAAAGGUCGAUCAAAACCAGGACAUAGGAUGUCUAUAUGGUCUGAAGAACAAGCUUGUGCUUCUUGACUCCCGGAGAAGAUGCCGCUCCGUUUUGAUACCGUAUGGUGAUGUGCAGCUGUUCAAAGUCAAACGCCAAACUGUCGUGUCUGUCAACCCACCUGAAGAGCCUCGCCUGCGGUGUUUCCACUACUCUUUUGAUCAUCAUCUUAAGGUGCUACAAGGAUCAUUCGAUAUGUUGGAGAUACUGUAUCUAGCAUAUGUGCAUGCAGUCACAAGCUAUAUCCUUCCUGAUCCUGCAACGGAGCGAUCGGGAACAGCGGAGGCCAUUCGCAUUCUGCGACAGGCAUGUCUGAGAACCUCUUUUCCACUCAACUGCGAGACGGUUGCGCUCUUGAAGAAGAUUGCAGCUCUUACUCCUAGACGUCGCUACUAUCCUGACCAUUUGAAGUCUAUGCAGACAGUCUCGUGGAACAGUGAGCUUGGCGAACUGGCCCAACACGACGAUUUUAGAGCGCUUACACAAGAAAUCGUGGAGCAUGCUAGCAGAUUGAGUACACUCCAUGGGAUGAGUGAGACUGAGUGCGAUCAAAUGGCCAACUGCUACAAGGAUUGUGGAGAUCUCCACCUUCUCGAAAGAGCCCGUUCUCGAAAUUCGCAGUUCUUCUACUCUGAGCUUGGAGGGGGAUCGGUGCAUCGAAUGCCUCGGCCAUCUUUGUAUCGCUCUCGGGAUCGCGAGUUCCAGAGCGAGCGAAGUCACCGCGUCUACAAAGUCGCAACCCUUGUCAGAAGCUGGCAGCCGUGUCUAUCGCACUGCGUUGAUCUUCUCGGAAGUAUUGGAAGUUGGGAAAGCGUCCGUCCAUCAGGACCCCCUUUAAAGGAGGCUAGCUGUACAGAACUUCUACGACUGUCCUUUAGAGACGCAUGGGGCUCUCUGUAUGAGCUUUGCCGGUCUAGCGAUCAGGCAAGAGACUCAUACAGCCUCAUGUCUCUCUUUUGCACGAUUGCAUUUUCUGGAAAAGAGGAACAGCAUAUUUAUUCACUUUUGGCUGUCGCGUUUUCUACUCAGUUCGAGGACCUUCCUGUUCCUCCAAGCGAGCAACAAAUUCUUAACCUGCAACUGGGCGAGUGUUUCGAUGAAGAAAUGAUCAAAGAAGCGAUAGAAAGGAAUUACAGUCAAUUCUUGCAUCCCGGUGCGGGUACAAAUUCCAAAGCACAAAAACGAGCGGCUAAGGAACGAAAAGCACAAUAUGAUCUACAGAAAGACAAUGAUCUACAGACUUCCUCCGAGGCAGUGAAAAGGCAAUGGCCCUGCGAAAUGCCUCUGUUGCCAGAAAUCGAAAGGGUCAAUACAAGAGGGGCCUCGCAAGCAUGUUCACUUUUGUGCACCCAAUGGUACCAAAAUCGCCAGUUCUUAAGCUUUCUUCGCUCGGUGCAAGAGAAACUCAGUACUAUGGAAGUUGAAGGGCCUUUGACAGACUUAGCAGUCCCGUCCACACCACCACUAGAUUCGUUUGUCCCUGGCCGUCCAUUUCUGCCUCCCAGCCUUUUUGACAUUCUGUCAUCAUCCAGUCCGACCAGCCUGCCGACAGAGAGUCCUCCUCUCAUAUUCCAUCGGCACUGUAUCCCGCAACGCUAUAAUAGCGACAUGAAUACAGAGCUUCGCUCUUUGAUAUCCGAUUUCCGGAACAAUGUAAAUGCGUGUCAGCGCGAGCUUGGAGAAGGGCUUGAGGAAAGCUUAGACUCUCUGGAAAAAGCGGACCUACCUUGCUCUUCUCCGUCGCUGCCUGUGGGUCGAAAUGUCAUUGUCGGAUAUUGUGACUUCCAAAGGAAGCAAAGAGACGCAAUCUGGAACGCGAUUGAAGAGACCUUGCACUCGACCGAACACGGCUGGGAAGAGGUUUCUGGAACCGUUUUGAUGACGCAGGUUACCAGUCACUCAUUGUUGUCACUUCUCGCGACGGAACGCUGGCAUUUGGUACCUGAAGCAUGGAAAAACAACAUUUUAACGUUUGCAAGAAGUAUCAAUUUCUUACGCCGAGCUGACCGUCUCCUGAGUUGUUAUGAUCGGAAUGAUAUUGAUGGCUUUUUCAAAGAAGCAGAGAGUGUCAGCGAGGAAGGGUGGGAGGCUCUGGAAUACCCAGGCUGGCUGCUUUUUGAGAUUGAAAAUAAUCUCACCAUCCGAAAGUCACAGGCAGAUGUAGCUCUCAAUAUCAUCAGCCCCAUGACCCAGUCGAAUUCAGUCAUGCAACUAAACAUGGGCGAAGGGAAAACUUCGGUCAUAACACCAUUAGUGGCUUCGGUUCUCGCAGAUGGUGAGAAUCUGCUUCGAAUUUUUGUCUUGAAGCCUCUGUUGCGGCAAAGCGUGAAUCUCCUCUCUCAACGCCUCGGUGGAAUGCUUGGUCGGCGCAUUUACCAUAUACCGUUUGCAAGAGACACCGAUCUGGACAAAAAUACAUUGGAUCAACUGCACCAAACAUAUGUUGAAUGUCAGAAACAAAAUGGGAUCUUGAUAGUAUUACCGGAGCAAGUCUUAUCAUUUCGCCUUGUCGGUCUGGAUUUGAUGAAUAGAGAUCCCGCUUUAGCUCCUCAAGCGAUAGGACUUGAAAGAUGGCUUCAAUCCAACUGCCGGAACGUCCUCGACGAGAGCGAUGAAGUCCUCGAUCCUAAGUUUCAACUCGUGUAUACUGUCGGCAGCCAGCAGACAGUGGAUGGGCACAGCGAUCGUUGGGAUAUAAUUCAGUCAUUGCUUGCAUUGGUGGAUAGUCAAGCCGAAAAGAUACGCCUGGAAGACCCGAAUUGCCUGGAUAUUGAACGCAGUGGUACUCGCUAUCCAAUCCUCCAUUUUCUGAGACCGGAGACAGCCGAUACAAUUAUUUCGAAAAUCUUGAAUGUCAUAAAUGAGGAAGGACUGCCAGGCCUUCCAAUAAAUCAGUGGGCUGGGCGAGUUCGCAGAAGUGCGUUAGAUUUCAUCCGCUUCAUUGACACCACGAAUGGGUGUAGGAACAUCCUUCGUGAGACAUUCCAGGAUGGCGUUUUCCUGCGCAAGCUGCUUGUCUUGCGAGGUCUGCUAGCCCAUAACAUUUUGAAGUUUACGCUGGCUGGAAAGCGCUGGUUGGUCGAUUAUGGGCUUCAUAGGUCCCGUUGUUUGAUGGCUGUUCCAUUCCGAGCCAAAGGUAUCCCUUCCGAGAACGCUGAGUUUGGUCACCCUGAUGUCGCCAUCACAUUGACUUGCCUGAGCUACUAUUAUCACGGGCUCACUGUCCAGCAAGUACGGCAUUGCUUCACGCUGCUGAGCAAGGAGAAUGACCCUUCGGCGCAAUAUCAUGAUUGGAUUUCCAACGGCCUGACUAACCUUCCUCCAGCGCUGAGAGCGAUUAGUGGAGUGAAUCUUGAGGAUACACAGGUCUUCUGCAGAACCCUCUACCCACAUCUGAGGUAUCAGAAGUGUAUCAUAGACUUCUAUCUCUCGCAGGUCGUGUUCCCAAAGGAGGCCAAAGAAUUUCCGCAGAAGCUCUGCGCUUCUGCGUGGGACAUACCUUCGCAAAAAGACCAACCACUCACGACUGGGUUUAGUGGUACCAACGAUAAUCGGCUUCUUCUGCCGAGGUCGACACCUCAGUGUGAUCUCCCUCAUCUGCUGCAUACAAACGCAAUGGUCAUUAGUUGUCUACUGAGGGAGGAAAACCGCUCAUGCAUUCUAGCGCAGGAUCGGGGAGGCCGACAGCUUUCUACGACGCACCUCAUUGCUUUGGUCAAGACUCAGUGUCCAUCAGUACGUGUCAUAAUUGACGUCGGAGCGCAGAUUCUGGAGUCUAGCAAUCGAUGGGUUGCCAAUCAUUGGCUUUCCAUUGCUGAUGAUGCAGACGGGGCCAUAUUCUUCGACGAGAAUGACGAACCAGCGGUAGUUGAUCGUGAGGGUCACGUGGAAAGGCUGCUGUGUUCGCCGUUUCGGCAAAGGAUGCACAGAUGUCUGGUCUUUUUGGAUCAACAGCACGCCCGCGGUGUUGAUUUGAAACUUCCCUCCACAUAUCGAGCCGCUGUGACCAUCGGGCCUCGUUUAACGAAAGACAGACUUGUUCAAGGUGAGUGCGUUUCUAGAAUGGUGACACAAUAUUCUGACUUUGGUAAAGCAUGUGGCAGACUGCGUGCCCUUGGAGUUGGCCAGUCUGUCGUAUUUCUAAUCCCACCCGAGGUCAGUCAUAGCAUGCGCCGAGAAAAUGAUCUUGUGACCUCGCUUGACGUGAUUCGAUGGGCACUCAUGCAAACUUGCGAUACUCUGCAAAGCUUGAAACCUCUUUGGGCCUCACAAGGCUUGCAGUAUUAUAAGAAGAGCAGAUUGUGGGGUAGUCUCAUUGAGGAUAGUACACCUGCCCAAGAUGUCGUUUCAUGCAUUCAGGAGCCCGAAGCGCAAACUUUAUCUCAGCUUUAUGAUCCGUCGGACGUUCCUAGGGCCUCAAGUCUGAAUGAGUAUAUAGAUCCAAGUGAUCUCGUCGUCCGUGAGCUUCUCAUGGCGCGAUCAUCUGCUAUAAACGGGAAUGCGGGUGGCCCUACUCUACACGAAGAGCAGGAGCGUCAGAUAACUCACGAAGUGCAGAGAGAACAGCAGGUCUGUCGCCCGCCGAAGCAAACACCACUUCUUCAUCAUGUGCAUAAAGACAUUCGUCACUUUGUGACGCAUGGUAAAUUUCAGGACGAGGGCACAGCUGCAGCCUAUUUGGCAUUUGACAGCCUCCGGAAGACCUCUGCUGGGCAAUUCAAUCUACCACAAUCCUUGGGCUCUCGACUUUUUACAUCGGAUGACUUUGUCAAAACAGUCAAACGGGCCAAAAACACAGUGGAUGACCAGUUUUUGAAGCCUGUUCACUGGAUACUAUCUAAUAUCCAUAACCAUGACUUGCUGCUCUUGAGCCAACAUGAGGUCAACGAACUUCUGCCUGACAUAAGAAUGUCAAAACAAGCAAGUUUGCAUGUCUACUCUCCGAAGAGAAGUAAGACUAUGUGGUCUUUUAAUGACCUCGCUUUCCUCGCUGUCGGCGAAAGACGCAAUGCAUGGCAUUGGCCACCUGAGUUAAUUCAAGACCUAGCAUUGUUCUCAGGGAAUCUUUACUUCGAGACCUUCUCAGCAUAUGAAAACUUUCGGCAAUUUUUGGGUCUCGUGACGGGAUCAUGCAGCAAUAUUCCAGAAGGCCGAGUCACGAAUGAAGGUUUUGUUGAUGAGGUAACGCGGCGACUAGUUGGCUGGCCCACACAAUCUCCCUUCAUGUGCAGCCCUUUGCCAUUCCUAAGAGCACUUUUCAACCUCAGAAGCAAAGGGCAUGGAUACUCCCAAACCCACAUUGGUAUGGUUCUAGAUGUUAGGGUACUGUCGGCCAAUCAUUUCUAG
Messenger RNA from Penicillium psychrosexuale, 5868 nucleotides. Its product is annotated as DUF3638 and DUF3645 domain-containing protein. The transcript has 2 exons. The coding region runs from base 1 to 5868 and encodes 1955 amino acids. The record is from RefSeq and is a predicted model, not a curated record. NCBI's taxonomy places the organism in Eukaryota, Fungi, Ascomycota, Eurotiomycetes, Eurotiales, Aspergillaceae.